Messenger RNA from Cylindrotheca closterium, 600 nucleotides. Lineage: Eukaryota; Bacillariophyta; Bacillariophyceae; Bacillariales; Bacillariaceae. The record is from the annotation of a GenBank genome assembly.
AUGUCUCCAAAAUGCCCAGACAGACUGCUACCAGAGAUUCAAUGGAUGCAUCCGAAACACUAUGUUGAUUACGGGAAGAAGCUCAAUCUUAAUCAGAUUGGAGCAACUGUCCCAGCUACAGCUACAGUUCCAGGAACUUCUCCAGCGACAAGUGUUAUCACUGGUACAACAUUGAGUGUUGCAGGUAGUGUUAACAUACCUUUGCGACUUGCUGGUACUACAGGUAAUCAAAUGAUACAAGUUCCUACUGGUAAUCAAAUGAUGCAAGUUCCUUCGGGAAUGCAGCUCAUGCAGAUUCCAACUCAAGGUGGCGGCACUGUUACUGUCCCUUACUCUAUGAAUGCUAACGGCGGUGAAAUUGCGUUCAGUGGAAUGCAACUCAGCCAACAAGGCUUCAGUGGUGCUCAAGUGCGCCAAGGAUUUGAUGCAACUCAAGCUCGAACUCCGCAGGUUGUGAAGACUGGCUAUUUUGAUACGUCAAAUGUCUUUCACGAUGCUAUCAAGGGAAAGGAUGAGAAUGGCAAUGAUGUCUAUCUUAUUCCAUGUCCUACUGGAACGACUAAUGUUGAACUUCAAUCCGACUGUCACUAUGCUAGUUAA